Drosophila mojavensis is the source of this 2976-nucleotide messenger RNA. RefSeq names its product annexin B11. The record is from RefSeq and is a predicted model, not a curated record. Gene Ontology annotation, biological process: nuclear-transcribed mRNA catabolic process; NAD-cap decapping. Gene Ontology annotation, molecular function: calcium ion binding; calcium-dependent phospholipid binding; mRNA 5'-diphosphatase activity. The coding region runs from base 16 to 2727 and encodes 903 amino acids. Lineage: Eukaryota; Metazoa; Arthropoda; Insecta; Diptera; Drosophilidae. Gene Ontology annotation, cellular component: nucleus; cytoplasm; cytosol. The transcript has 9 exons.
AAUUCUCUAAUCAAAAUGUCUUAUUCUGGCAGAAAUAAUACUCAGACAUUCCGUGUGAAUGUGCGUCUGCAUAGAUUCGGAGCUAAAUUCCCAGGCCCCUUUCCAGACAUAAGUCGUCCUGAGCCAAUUGGAUUCUAUAGCGUUAACGAAUCACGAGAAUUCGAGGACAAUGCCAAGAAUUUAAGAUUCCUUUGGCUGCCAUCUCCUAGCGAAAUGCCACUGGAUCUCAAUGCAGGCAUUGAAAAUGUGCAGCGCAAAAGCAUUGACCCUGACUACCUCGAUAUAUAUCACAUCUGUCAGUUCAUCUAUAAUCAUCAAGAGCAUCUGCGCACCUCGUCCACAGGGCAAAUGGAACUACUCGCUGAUUUUGUCACUUUUCGUGGUGUUCUUCGCCAAAUUAUGUGCACACCAUACCAAAGGAAUCGUGACUAUCGUCUUAUGGCAACAUGCCUAAACGGCACCACCUACAUAUCCAAAGUAGAAACUAGUGACCAGCGAAACCAAGCAGAGCAGAUGACACGCCGUGAAAUGGACAUGUGCUCAUGGGGCUUUAAAUUCGAGCAGUAUUGCACAACGCCCCAUCCAGACAAACAACCUGUUACAAAUGCACCUGUUAAUGAAUCCCAAGAGUUUGCAUGUGUCUAUCGUAGCAAAUUAAAUGGCCUGCGUCUAAUCUACGGCGCGGAGAUGGACUGCAUUAAAAGUGACGUCUAUGUCGACCUGAAAGAUCCGGAACAGCUACGCUUGGCAGAGUUCGUAGAGCUUAAAACAGCUGCAUACAAAAUGACCCAGAGGCAACAGCAGACCUUUGCUAAUUACAAGAGUCUCAACUGGUGGAGCCAAUCGUUUUUGGUUGGUAUCGACACUAUUAUAACUGGAUUGCGGGAUGACAAUGGACUGGUUCACGAUAUUAAAGAGUACAGCGUACGCGAACUACACCGCCACAAGCCUUGGAGCUCGGCAGCCACGGGCACAUUCCUCUCAAACUUUCUGCACGAACUCAAGGCAAUAAUGCAUCGUAUUAACGACUCUAACGCUGUAGUUAUGAUCGACUACAAACCGGCUCUGAAUAAGAUUCAAUACUCUGUGCUACGCGGUCCAGAUGUGAAGCCCAUACUGCCUGAAUGGUAUCGCCAAAUGAUGCAAGUAUUGAAUCUCACAGGAAUAUUCUUACAGAGUAAUCUCAUUAAAAACAUACAAAUAACCAUCAUGUAUCCAUAUAGUUCUGGAAUGCCAUAUUCAUCGCAUCCAUCCACUAGUGAGCAACCUAAGGUGCCGUUUGGAGUUGGUUGGGUCCCUGCACCAGUGCAGCAGAUCGUUCCACAUUGCACGCCAUACCCACUGCCAGCCACACAAUCCAAUCAGCAGCAACAAGAACAACAGUUCCGACAAAAUCGAAAUAUCCAACAUGCCGGCGGCGUUACUAGCUGCCCGUAUCCACCCACAUCAGCACCAUACCCUGAUAGCACACAAUAUCCGAUCAAUCAUGCACAGAGUAUGCCGAUCAAUCAGCAUAGCCAAAGCCAAUUCAAUCAGCAUCCAAAUGCAACCUAUUCAGCUGGAUACACGCCAGCCAUGACGUCAGCAUAUGGAUAUGAUUCUUCUAAUUAUCAUGCCCAGCAGCAGGGUCGUGGCAACGUACAGAGUUUUGGGCAUGAUCAAGUGCAGCCACGGGGGCAUGGGCAUGAGCAUGGGCAUGGGUAUGGGUAUGGGUAUAGUCAUGAGCACGUGCAGCAGUCACUCAAUCCACGCCUUACGGCUAACAAAGAGGGAACUCCCACUUUGUUGCCGGCUCAAGCCUUUGAUCCCGUCAAGGAUGCGCACGAUUUGCGCAAAGCGAUGAAAGGCUUUGGCACAGAUGAGGAUAAGCUCAUCGAGAUAAUUUGUCGUCGCAACAACGAACAGCGCCAGGAGAUCCAGCGCCAAUACAAAACUCACUUCGGCAAGGAUCUAAUUGAAGACAUCAAAGGGGAGACGAGUGGUAAUUUCCAAAAACUACUAGUUGGCCUCUUACGCCCAAUCGUCGACUACUAUUGUGCCGAGUUGAACGAUGCCAUGGCCGGUCUUGGCACCGAUGAGGAAGUUCUAAUUGAAAUUCUGUGCACCUUAUCCAAUGUUGAAAUUCAUACCAUCAAAAAUCAAUAUUUGCGUUUGUUUGGUGCACACUUGGAAUCGGAGCUGAAAUCGGAGACCUCCGGUAACUUCAAGCGCUUGCUCAUUUCGCUUUGCGCUGCGGCGCGAGACGAGAGUGGUCGUGUGGACCCCAACAAGGCCAAAGAGGAUGCUCGAGAGCUGCUCAAGGCUGGUGAACUACGUGUGGGCACCGAUGAGAGCAUGUUCAACAUGAUACUUUGCCAAAGGAACUAUCAGCAACUGAAACUUAUAUUCCAGGAGUACGAGAGUAUAACUGGACACUCGCUGGAGAAGGCGAUCAAAAAAGAAUUCUCUGGCGAUAUUAUGGAGGGCCUUAUCGCCAUCUACAAGUGUGUGACAAACAAGGCAGAGUAUUUCGCCUCGCGCUUACACAAGUCCAUGGCUGGCAUUGGCACCAAUGACAAACAGUUGAUACGAGUUAUCAUAACACGCUGCGAGAUUGACUUGGCUGACAUUAAAGUGGCUUUCGAGCGUUUGUAUGGCAAAUCGUUAAAGAGCUGGAUAAAGGGUGACACUUCUGGACAUUACAAGCACGCUCUUUAUGCAUUGGUGGGAGAGCAGCGCUCAUCUUAAAUUUAUGAAUAAUUCUAUAUUUCUACUAUAUUACAUAUUAUUGAUUACGAAGUAACUACUUUAUUUUAAUAAGACAAUGGAAUUACCAUUCAAGACAUCCCAGUGCAAAAUAGUAUCUAAAUUGUUCAAAGUGUGCCUCGAAAAACAAUAACCCUUAAGCAUACGCAUUUACAUUUAGAAGCAAAGAAUUAUCUUUAGACAUUGUAAUGAAACGCUUUUCUUAUCUAAUGUCAAUUUCUUGAAUUGGAA